CCGAACGCUGACUGCGGUGGUUGUCAGGGCCCGCUAUGUCCAGCAUAGCGGCCAAGCGUAUUCAGAAGGAGCUGGCCGAACUACUUCGGAGCGAUGAGGUUGCGCAAAAUCAGAUCGAGAUCAAACCUAGCGGUGACGACAUUAUGCACCUCCAAGGUGUAAUUAACGGACCACCAGAUACUCCUUACAAUGGCGCGAAAUUCCAACUCGAAAUCAUCAUUCCGUCGAAUUAUCCUUUCGUUCCUCCAAAGGUUAAAUUUCUUACACGGAUUUGGCAUCCCAAUAUUAGCAGCGCGACAGGUGUCAUAUGUUUGGAUGUGCUCAAAGAUCAGUGGGCCGCUGCAAUGUCUUUGCGCACUGUCCUUCUGUCCAUCCAAGCCCUUCUGGCAUCCCCGGAGCCUGAUGACCCUCAGGAUGCUGUGGUCGCCAACCAGUACAAAUCCUGUCCCGCAGCAUUCGAUCGAACAGCUCAAUACUGGGCUGCUAUUUAUGCAGGUGGACCGUUCAAAGACACUGAAUGCAAUUCUUUGGUGGAUCAACUGGUUAGCAUGGGUUUCGACGAGCACGAAUCCCGUUGCGCACUUUCAAUGAAGAACUGGGAUCUUCCCCAAGCAACCGAGCAUCUGCUCAAAUAGGUGAUUACAAAUGCACGCGGGUGUACUUAUUUCUUUAUCAGUGGUUCCAUUCAGCCCAGUCAGAGUGCUUUCGAAAUUCACCCUUGAGCCCUUGUUCUCUCUUCCCAUAUGCCUAGGGUGAGUGAGUACGUGUGUUCGGGUGCGCGGGUAAAUGUACCCAGACUGAUUUCUUAACUGAUCCAGUCCAUUUUACCCGCCGCGAUCACCACCUUCACCGUUACCACUCAUUUUGGUCAGCCUGUUAGUGCUAACUGUGGAUUGAGGAAUUUUUUCGAUUCAUGCUGCUUCCCAGUUGACAGUGUUCCGCUCGUCCGUGUAUCUUCAGUCUCCGAUGCGGCUUUUGUGCCAUAGAAGCUCCCGUGUUUGACUGUUUCCCUCUGUGCGAAUGCGUGAAGAAUUGCUGCAAUGUAACAACCGUCUUUUGAAUUUUGUUGAGAGCCCCAUUACGGACAGGAUACGAUGCUUGGUACCGUAAUCACAGCCACGCUUCACCUACAUAUAGCGGUCAUAAUUGAAAGAAUACUCUCG
Molecule: messenger RNA, 1163 nt
Organism: Opisthorchis viverrini
Lineage: Eukaryota; Metazoa; Platyhelminthes; Trematoda; Opisthorchiida; Opisthorchiidae
Exons: 4
Coding region: 36-635 (199 amino acids)
Biological process (GO): protein polyubiquitination; proteasome-mediated ubiquitin-dependent protein catabolic process
Cellular component (GO): nucleus
Molecular function (GO): protein binding; ubiquitin conjugating enzyme activity
Source: RefSeq, a predicted model, not a curated record